This is a messenger RNA of Postia placenta MAD-698-R-SB12, 2586 nucleotides long. RefSeq lists its product as hypothetical. Lineage: Eukaryota; Fungi; Basidiomycota; Agaricomycetes; Polyporales; Adustoporiaceae. The coding region runs from base 1 to 2586 and encodes 861 amino acids. The record is from RefSeq and is a predicted model, not a curated record. The transcript is spliced from 5 exons.
AUGCUCCAGAGGGGUCGCAGAGACAACGUCGGCGACGAGAGCAUGGACGGCGCCGACGGCGGGGGCGGCGGACACGCAAAGGAGCGUGGGAGCGGGCGGCAGGGCGUUGCCAAGGCAGAGGGCACUCAAGAUAUCAAUCCUAACGAGGUCCUCCGGCAGAAGGCCCGACGUGCUGCCAAGGCAGAGCGCGAUGAGCGCAUGGACAUUACCACAGCGAUGACCCCGGUCAAAGAGGUCGGUGUUGGCUCGGCCUACACUUUUUCGCGGAGGCGCUCGCAUGACGUCUCUAGCGGUUUCACGCGUCCGACCGACCUUCGCCUGUCCAAUUGGUGGCAGGGCGGCGCAUGGCGCGACAAAAAGCGAUACGAAAUCCCGCCCGCGGCCGCCUACGAGCCGCACACCGUUUUCCUACUCGAGUCGCGCUACCCCGUCAAGCACGGUAUCGGCCGCAUCGACAGCAUUGACCACUUUGUCGGUGUGUGCCGCGAGGGCGAUCUUCCCGCAGUCCUCGCACGCCUGAACAGCCCGCGAGCGCCGGGUGAGGCGCGCCAGGCAAUGGACAAUGCCCGCUGGCCGUGGGCGCCGCAGAAGAAGAUCCGCCCCGUGCGCUGGUGGGAGCACGGCGAGACCCCCGCGAGUGUGGAGGAGAUGCUCGCGAAAGAGGACGAGGAGGUCGCGCAGCGCAUGUACCCGCAACAGCAGCACAGUUCGUCGGCUGCCGCGCCGCGGCCUGCACACGGCCUGCAGGCGUCGCCUGCGCGCCCGGAGCUCGUCGCGACGGAGCUGCUGUCGAAGCUCGGGCCGUCGACGCAGCAGCGCAUGUUCCACUUCAGCUUCCGCGCGUCCGCCGCGGCCGACGCGCACUCGCCGCCCGAGGGCCCGGGCUCGUUCAAGGCGCGCAUGGACAUUCCCGGAUCGACGUGGGCGCGCCCGCACAAGCCGUCGCAGGACGCGGACGACAAUGUCGUGCCGUCGUAUUACCGCAAGGAGGAGGAGGGCGGCCUGAUGGCGGAGCUCAGCGCGGGCAUCCUGAGCGAGGGUGUGGCCGCGAAGACGCGCGCCCGCGAGGAGAAGAUUCCCGUCGAGGUGCGCGACCCGAAGACCGGGACGGUGCGCCAUCCCAGCGGGUUUGAGCCGCCGACGCCCGAGACGCAUUUCCACCCCGCGGCGGCCAAGACGCCCACGGAGGACCAUCCGAUGCUCGCGACGGUGAAGCAGCUGUGGGACGAGCGGCCCGCCAACCUGGAUGCGCCGGAAGUGCCGGGUCCGAACCUGCGCGUGGAGCAAGAGUUCACGGAACGCAUGGUCCAGCAGGGCGCAGACGCGGACGCGGACGCAGCGCGCGUGCUGGUGAACCAUGCUCGCACGGAGCAGGGCCCGUCGGGCACUUUCGAUGCGCUCUCUGGGAGCGGGUCGACGACACAGGCGCAGCGCACGAACAUCCCGACGUCGUCGUGGGACACGCCGAAGCGCGCGGCGCGGUGGCAGCAGCACCCCGAGGACGUCGUGCCGACGUACUACAUUGAGCGCAAGCGGCAGCGCAACUCGAUCGCCGAGCGCAAGGAAGAGGAGGGCGGCCUGAUGUCAGAGCUGAACGCGGGCAUCCUCGGCGAGGGGCUCGCUGCGGACAUGAAGCACCGCGAGGAGAAGAUCCCCGUCGAGGUGAAGGAUCCGGAGACGGGCACGGUGCGGCACCCGAGUGGCUUCGAGCCGCCGACGCCGGAGACGCACUUCCACCCCGCCGCGGCGAAGACGGCCACGGAGGACCACCCGAUGAUGAGCACGGUGAAGGUGCCGUGGACGGAGGUCCUGCACUUGAAGAACGGCGGAGGCAGCCGUGGGUUCCACAGCAGCGCGGCGGCGGGCGCGGUGGCGAUGCCGCACGACGCGCUCGACUUCCUCGCGCUAUCGCGGGCCCCGGAGCCCAUCGUGGACGAAGCCCAGAACGAGCACGAAGACGAAGACGAAGAUGCCAACGCCAUCGGGGCGUAUGAGCACGCAGACAGCGAGGUGCAGGCCGUGCGGCGGCAGUACCUGCCGACGCUGGGCGCGGAGCCGUUCUGGCGGCCGCUGCUGACGGCGACGUUCAGCACGCGGCCGCUGGCGAUGAGCUUCGCGCGGCUGUCGCGCGGCCUCGCGCGCGGGACGCCGUUCUACACGACGGUGUCCAACGAGGACCGCAAGUGCCACUCGUCGUUCCCCACGCGGCUGCGGAACCUGCGGAUGAAGCGCAUGCAGGAGCUGACGUUCGACCUCGCGCGGCUCCUGCGGGGCGACCGCGGCGGGCUGAUCGGCGUGCGCUUCGACCCGUCGCAGCGCGGGCGCGGGUACGACGGCGAGGGCUUCGACGACUUGCUCCCCGCGGAGAAGCGCAAUGUGAAGAUUGGCGUGGGCGAGUGGUACCAGCUGUCGGCGGAGGUCAAGGAGCGGUUCGUGGAGGGCGCGAGGGAGGCGGACCUCGCGGAUUCUGUGGAGGUGUUUGGGCUCACCGAGCACGGUGCGCGCACUGACGGCAAGUCAUGGCGCGUGCCGCCCUCCCGUACGGUUGUGAAGGACGAGCAGAACAACGCGGUGUUGAUCCCCUAA